AUGACCUCGAGGUCGAGAAGGACAGCUUUCGUGGAGAUAAGCAUCAUCUCCGACCGCCCGGGGAGGUGAAAGCGAAGCCGUUUUCACUCGGAAACCUUCCCUUUCCAUCCGUUGGACUUUGAAAUGUUUCUGUUAGACUCUUCUUGCAGAAUAGUUCUGGAUGGAUCAGAGAUGAGCUUGAAACAUUUUUCCGGUUCUGCACUUUGAAGACGGACUUUGUCCUAUCUGAAGUCAUUAAUACAGUAUUUCGGAAAUUGAGUAAUGAUAACCGGACGUUUUUGAGCAGUUCUAGGGGCCACUUGAGUGUUGAAGCUACUAAAGUGGUCACUAGGAUGGCCCCGACACGUGCGGUUCACAUCACCAAAGGAGAGAUUGAUUUGGGAAAAAAAAUCUUGCUUUACAAAAAAUAUUUUCGAAAUUCGAUGUUCUUGAAGCAAAAAAGGGCUAUUUCAUCCUACUGCAGCCAGAAAAAAAGCUUUACAAAACUUCCAACUCCUUUCAGAAAAAGAGCUUUUCUGAAAAAUGAUCGCUCAGAACUUUUUCACAAGUUGUCGAUGAUCAGGAGCGUACCAAAAGAGGAAAAAGGGCUGAAAACGAGUCGACGGUCACGCCCACCGGAGGCUUCUCCAACGACAGAAUGGCUGCAGAUCCUUCCGACGAUAGCUUUUACCUCAGCCCACCGGCAGCCGACUCAUCUUCCCCUCCAACAUCGAUUUCUCUCCCCACUUUCCCUUGUUUCAACAACUAUAAAAGCUCGAAAUCAUUGUAUUUUUUUCAGCUUCAAAAUUCAGCGGACUGAAGCUUUGAGGUCAUGAAAAUUGCCUAACCGGUAAUGAAAGCCCAAAAACGUGAAUCUUCCCAGGAGCAUUCUCAGCUUUGAAAAACGUCUCGUUUUCAAUUUUUGACAUAUUCAAAGUGUGAUAAAAAAAAAGUAAUUUGCCUCGCUUUUCUUGAAUUUCGAAGCACCGGUCAUUGGAAAAACUGGUCAACAUAUUUUGAAACAACUUUUUGGAUUCAGAAGCCGUUCAGAUUUCAUCUUACCAUUAGAAUCCAAUGAUAAAUUAUGAAUUCUCAAGUAUCCAACCUAAAACUGUUGCCAAAAAAGCUUUUCAUGAUUUUUUGAUAUCCUGUAGCCCAAUAGAGCUUAAAAGAACCUUUUUUGAUAAUCGAUUACUUUCCAAGUUAUCCUACGUUUCAAACCAAUAACAAAUGAAUAACCGGUAUUGUGAUGAUAAUUCCUCCACGGUUACUUCCACUUAAAUCUUCCAAAAACUUUGUGCUUUUCCAUGCAUUCCGAAGCUGCUCAAAAGGAAUUCAAAAAAAGUGUGAUUUGGCUCAUUUUCCAGAGGGUUUUUUUGUUUUGAACAACUUCAUACAGGGUUGAUUUUUUUUUAAACGCUUUUUUUCCCUCCAAUUUUUUUAAAUCGAUUUUCUGCCCCUUUUUCUCGAACAAUUAUUGGUCGAUUUCUUAUAAGCUUCAGAUGAACCUUCUCAUUUUAGUAGGGAUGGUCGAAAAAGGUUAAAAAAAACCUCUGCACAAAUGUUCUCUUUAUGGUGACAAAGGUUCCUUUUUUGGUACCUUUUUGCGCCAUUUCAUGGGCCCUUAUGUACCAUCUUUGCUGCCUCUCCCUCAUCCCACCAUUUUUUGAGCCUUUAAAAGUCUAGAAAAAAUGGAAGGCUCGAUGAAAGGACUCUUUUUGCUUCCUUUCUGCUGCUUUUCUGCGGCCUUUUUCUGCCUUUCUGCCGGAUUUUUUGAGCCUCCCCCUUUUAACGACCAUUAUCCACUCUUCCGACUUUGCCCGAGUUAUGGCGGCCUUCACUUGCAACUUCUUCUACGUUGUCUCAAAAAAUCUUAUACUUUCUGUUUUACGGUCUUCUUGAGCCCAAAAAACUUCCAGAAGACGAUGGACAUCGGCACGAUAACGGUGUCGCGGCUCUUCGCCAUGUACACUUCGAACUUGCUCUGGUCGCUUUUCCUCACUUCUACAGCCAUUCACGCCGUCGCUCUAAUCACUAGUCCAAUGUUAGUUUGUUAAAUAUCUGAAUAUAGACAUAAAUUGGAAAUUUUUCAGUCAAGCAGUCCACAAAUGGGUCCGAAGGCAGAGCAGCGACAGCGACACGCCGAUCCCCUACCUUUGCGCGGUUAUUGGGUGAGCACACCUUCUCUUAUCUUUUUUUACCUUACUUUUUGUAAAAUUCCUCCAACGAGGAAGGUCAUUUCACUUUGCGGUCUCUUUAAAACUAGCCAAAACGCUCUUUGAAAUGCCAGAUAAAGAUUCUGGAAGUCUCAACCUGCACAACUUCCUAGUUUUCCAGAAAUAACGAUCUAAAGCCGCAAAAUCGUUCAUUUUAAUGGAUUUUGAGGUUUUGCAGGUUGAGGUUUUCAGGAUGUUCUUCUGGUACAUCAAGAAGACCAAUUUUUCGGAAAAUCGGAACCGCAAAUUAAAAUAACGUUCCUUGUUAGGAAAUUCCCGAAAGUAGGUCUGAAUACUCCUUGAUGUGUCAGAUAAAAAUUCUGAAAGCCUCAACCUCAAACUAUUUUUUAAAAAAGGCCACCUGAAAGUGUUCAAAACGCAUUUCAGGUCUUUUUCUGAAGAAUCUGGUUGAGACUUUCAGAAUCUUCUUGUGGUUUUUCGAGAAUUGUUAUGACCAUUUUUCAUAAAGUUCCGUUCCGAAACCACAAUGUAAAAUGACCUUUCUUAUAAACUAGUGUUUCAUUUGGAUUUUGGUCCCCGAGAAAAGAAAUUCAUUUUAUUUAAUUAUUAAACUCUUACGAAAGGUUUGGAUAGUGAAAUUACAUAGUUAGAGCUCUCUAUUUGCAGUCUCUUAAUGAAUUAUUUGGUAAUUUCGAGCAAAAAUAUCGCGCUAGAAUCAAUCCAAAAUGCCAUUUUGUGUAAGAACCGCUCUUUUUUCAAAUUACUGAUCAUGAGAAUUCCGUUAAAAGUUAGGCGCAAAUUAAACAUUUUUCAUUGACAUCUCUGUUUCCAACCUUUCAGGUCACCUUUUCGCUAUCCUACCUACAAUUCCGUGAUCUAUGAAAAAAAAAACGGCUUUUCUUCAAUUUUCCAGUGAUUUUUGGGAACCUUAGCUUGCGAUGAGUCAACUUUAAUUACCCAGAAUCUGACAUAUUUUUUCAAAAAUUUUUCACGAGUUCUAAACUUUCAAGGUCGUCCCUAUGGCUCCGCUACUCGAUGUUCCUUCAAGACACCAAACUGAUCCUCCUUCAAACUUACGCCGUUUUCAUGCAAGCCUCCUUCGUCGCCAUGCUGGUUUUCUACCGUUCAAAGAAGGUUUCUUUUUCAAAGUGCUUGUUUUUUACAGUACUUGAAUUGAUAUUAUUCAGAAAAAAAGAAUCGACUGACUUAACUUUGAUUGACAGAUAUUCAGACUCAAAGGAGGCUUCUGCGAGUUGUAAGCUUGAUAAUUCUCGGGCUUUUCUCGCUUUUCUACUAUAUUCAAAGGCUAAACGAGGAUGAUGGGAAGGAGGUUCGGUUUUGAAGGUUUUCAAUUAAAAUAUGAGAAACUAAUGAACAAAAACUUUUUGAAGAGAGAAAGCCUUAAAAUCAUGAAUUUUUUUUUGAAGCACUAGUAAAAAAAUUAAUUUUAAUAAGUUAAAAAAACAGUUCUCAACAAGUUGAAACAAAUUAUUGACUCGCGAUUUUUUUCGAAUUUUUUUAUUCAAUUAAUUAAAAAUAAAAUGUUCAGCUAACUGGAAGAAUCGCCUCUGGAGCUCAAAUAGCGGGUUCUCUAGUAUGUCCCUAUCUUAUUGUAAGUGCAAUACUCAAAAUAAAUAAUACUUCCUACUGAAAAUACAAAACUGAAAAACUUACAGUACAAAGCCGUGACUUCGGGAUGCAUCGAUUUCGUUCCCCUGGCCCCUGUCGUCUUCACCUGGUUUAUGGAGUUCCAUGCCAUCGUUUACAGUAUCGGAAUCGACGACUUUUACAUGCUCGUAAGAUUUAUUGGCUUCUAAAAAUGAAAGCGGAGAGGAUAUGAGAUUAUUAAAAAAAAAAAAACUUCGUUCAUGACGAAAAAUCCGUUAUAAAAAAAUAAAUUUAAGGGCCUUUUUUUCGACUCCAUCCUUGUUUGACAAUAACUUAUCAAUCAAAAAUCAUAUUGAUAUCAAUCAAAAAGAGAAAAUACAAAAAAUCAAAAAAGUUUGCGAAAAAUUAUUUCUCAUAACAGCUGCGCUCCACCGCACUCUUGGCGGGAGUUCAAACCUUAAUUUUUUUUUUCCAUUUUCAGCUGGCGAACACGAUAUUUUUCUGCAUGGAUGGCUCACUUCUUUCCAUGUUUUUCAUUUUCCCAACGGAGAAGAAAGCGUGA
Caenorhabditis auriculariae is the source of this 4326-nucleotide messenger RNA. Lineage: Eukaryota; Metazoa; Nematoda; Chromadorea; Rhabditida; Rhabditidae. The record is from the annotation of a GenBank genome assembly.